This is a messenger RNA of Puccinia graminis f. sp. tritici CRL 75-36-700-3, 438 nucleotides long. RefSeq lists its product as uncharacterized. The record is from RefSeq and is a predicted model, not a curated record. Gene Ontology annotation, molecular function: nucleic acid binding; zinc ion binding. The coding region runs from base 1 to 438 and encodes 145 amino acids. The transcript has 2 exons. NCBI's taxonomy places the organism in Eukaryota, Fungi, Basidiomycota, Pucciniomycetes, Pucciniales, Pucciniaceae.
AUGAGUAUUUUUUUUGCGCAAAAUUCAUUUCCGUUGAGCCAGGGGAGCAACUUUAAAGAAUCACCGCGACUACGCUUUACGGCAGUACCUCGACUGGAGCAGACCUGGCCAACUGAUCGGUAUUUAACCCACCAAAAUGCUCUCUCCUUCACCCCCCACAUAACCGAGUCAGCAAGCAGCAGCUCCUUGAUCACGCUCCACUGCCAGCCCAUCACUUCUGCUCAAGUACCCGUGUUCAAGCCUUGUCACAACCAAUCCAUCAUGAAGUGCUUCGUCUUCGCUGUAACCCUGUGCGCAACUGUGAUGGUGGCUGCCUCCGUGAAACCUGUCAAAGUCGAUGUUGGCCACCCAGUCACCCCUGGUAGUGAUGCUCCUCUUGAGGUUACAUGUCCAAGAUGUGGCGCUGAAGGGCACUCUUGGAGAACAUGCCCAUGGUAA